Messenger RNA from Daktulosphaira vitifoliae (grape phylloxera), 606 nucleotides. RefSeq lists its product as uncharacterized. NCBI's taxonomy places the organism in Eukaryota, Metazoa, Arthropoda, Insecta, Hemiptera, Phylloxeridae. Gene Ontology annotation, molecular function: actin binding. The transcript has 4 exons. The record is from RefSeq and is a predicted model, not a curated record. Bases 1 to 546 code for a protein of 181 amino acids.
AUGUCCGAAAUCGUUCAGGAAAUUGUUCAGAAAUAUUUAAUGGAAUCUUCCGAUUACUUGAUAAAAAAUAUUGAUGGUCAAGGAAAACGCAAAACGGACGAAAUAAAUAUAAACAAAACAUUAACCGAGUUAAAGGAUAUACAGCAAAAUAAUGAUUUUAUUCCUUCUGCUCCACCACUUCCCCAAACUCUACCAACUCUACAAAAAACAGAAAAUAAUAUUAAAAACAAAGGUAAGGUUGAUAGACCAGCAGGUCUACCAAAAAAUCUUAUAGAGGAAAUCAAACGCGGCGUGAAAUUGAAGCCGGUAAGUCCAAUGGUUAAAGUAUUAGAAAAAUCAAUUAUAGAUGACAAAAAUCUUCGAAGAAUGAACCCUAUUGAUAAUAUCAUUCCUUCACCACCUCCUCAUACUCUACUAAUGCCACUAAAAUCAGAAAACAAUGUAAAAAGCAAAGGUAAGGUUUAUAGACCAGCAGCUCUACCAAAAAAUUGUAUAGAAGAAAUCAAACGCGGCGUGAAAUUGAAGGUAAACCUUUUUAACAAUUAAUAAUAGAGUAUCGUUCAAGUUUUAUAUUAUAGCUUAAUGUAAGCAAAAUAAAUGUCUAAA